Messenger RNA from Ciona intestinalis (vase tunicate), 758 nucleotides. The record is from RefSeq and is a predicted model, not a curated record. Lineage: Eukaryota; Metazoa; Chordata; Ascidiacea; Phlebobranchia; Cionidae.
UGAGUUACCAACAGAUAAACAGACACGAUGGUAAAUCAAAUGUUGAUAGUUCUCUGCCUGGUGGUUGGCUAUGUCAGCUCAGCCGCAAUGAAAAAAGGGGGACAAAACGAGCCCCACAGCUGGUACGAUGCUAAAGGCCGCGAAUGGUACGACAACAGUGAGCCCCACAGCUGGUACGAUGCUAAAGGCCACGAAUGGUACGACAACAGUGAGCCCCACAGCUGGUACGAUGCUAAAGGCCACGAAUGGUACGACAACAGUGAGCCCCACAGCUGGUACGAUGCUAAAGGCCACGAAUGGUACGACAACAGUGAGCCCCACAGCUGGUACGAUGCUAAAGGCCACGAAUGGUACGACAACAGUGAGCCCCACAGCUGGUACGAUGCUAAAGGCCACGAAUGGUACGACAACAGUGAGCCCCACAGCUGGUACGAUGCUAAAGGCCACGAAUGGUACGACAACAGUGAGCCCCACAGCUGGUACGAUGCUAAAGGCCACGAAUGGUACGACAACAGUGAGCCCCACAGCUGGUACGAUAAUCAGAUGAAAAAUCAAGACGAGCAACAGCCGGAUGAAAUUGCAGAGGAAAGUAGCGAAAGCAGUCUCCCGGUUAAUGAUUUCAUGAUGGUUCGAUGCAAGGGGUGCAUCAAGGGACAACUAAAGCAAAGCAAGUAAGCUCCGUGUUGAAUUGCUGGAAACAACCAUAGACAACGACCACAGCCUCUUUUACACAUUACUUCGUAAUCAGAGUUGCAUUU